CUAACCCCGGAAGUGACCGCGUCAGAGGAGCUAACUGCUGAAACUACAACAUUUAAACCGAAGUCACUGUUUUGUGUCACGUUGACUUCGUGCAAGCUGCAGUCUGACACAUGUCUUCGUGUAAUCGGUCGCUUCUGAGUCCCGUUUAACGUCUCCAGCCCUUAAUGAAUGGGAGCUGGUAGCAUUAGCUCGUUAGCUCGUCAUUAGCUGGCGGUUGUUUGAGAACUAUCGGUGUUUAGUCUCAAAUCAAAAUGUCGGCGGACACCGGGAGAAGCUGGAUGUUGACCGGGGCCACGGUGGCGUGUGUCACCGCACUGUACGUGCCCUGUGUCCAGAGGACGGUCCCCGGGGGAGACUCAGGAGAGCUGAUCACCACUGCUUGUGAGCUGGGGGUGGCUCAUCCCCCAGGAUACCCUCUCUUCACCCUGCUAGCUCGCCUGGCCAUGUUCUUGCUGCCGUCCCUCUCUCCAGCCCACAGCGUGAACCUGAUGGGUGGUCUGCUGGGGGCGGCAGCUUGUGGUGCCCUCUGCAUUACUGUCUGCAGGUUGGCAGGUCCUGGUCCUGGCGCAGUGCUGACCGGAGGCCUGUUUGCUGUGUCCAGGCUGAGCUGGCAGUGGUCCAUGGUGGCAGAGGUCUUCACCCUCAACAACCUUUUUGUUGGUCUGCUCUUCUUCUCCAUCGCCAGCUUCCACUGUGCUCAAGACGCCAGGACGAGGUCAAAGAUUGCACAUUGGGCGGCGCUAUGCUGUGGCUUGGGGCUCUGUAACCAGCACACCCUGGUGCUGUAUAUACUGGUCGUCAUUCCCUGGGUCUUUCACCGACUCCACUCUCAUCAGGAGCUGUCAUUACGUGUCGCUGUAUCUCUGGGAGUGUGUUUCCUCGCCGGCUUCCUGCCGUACAUCUACCUUCCUGUCUCCUCCUACCUCAACACAGCCCGGUGGAGCUGGGGCGAUCAGACCACUCUGUCAGGCCUGCUGGCUCACCUGCUGAGGGCUGAGUACGGCACCUUCAGCCUGGCAAAGACUGAGGGCUCUGUGAACAUCACCACUAUGCUACAGGCCCAGAUGGACCACUGCCUUGCAGACCUCUCCAUUCCCGUUUUGGUGCUGGCAGGAACAGGCCUUCUCCUCUCGGCGUGGGACAGGACGUGUCGCUCAGUGUCCUGGCUGUUUGCUGCCAUGUUGGUGGUCUACUCACUGUUUUUUGCCUGGAGAGCUAACCUGGACAUCAGGAGACCCCUGCUGCUCGGAGUGGUUGAGCGUUUCUGGCUGCAGAGUGAUGCUGCAGUGUGUGUGCUGGCCGGCCUCGGCUUGAAGCAGACUCUCACCGAGCUGGAGAGGAGGCUGGGCCUUGGGGGAGUGUGGAAGACCACCGGCUGGGUCCUCACUGUGGCUCUGCUGGGACAAAUGCUGCACAACAAUCACAGGGAGUGCGAUCAGAGCAGGAACAGUGUGGUGGAGCGGUUCGGCAGGGAGCUUCUGGGCUCCGUCCCAAAAGACUCCAUCAUCCUGACCAGAGGAGAUCUGCCUGGAAACUCCCUGCGCUACUUAUACUACUGCCAGGGUGUGAGGCCUGACGUCCGACUGGUUGACCAGGAGAUGAUGACAUACACUUGGUAUGUGGCCAAGCUGGGGCAGCACUACCCCGGGGUCCACUUCCCCGGCCGCUGGUGGGACCCGGUGCACCCGGAGGAGAAAGACACCUUCAAUCUGGAGCAGUUCCUGUCCCACAACACGCAGAGGGAUGUUUUCGCCUGCAUUGGGCUGCCCGAUGGAGACCCGAGCUGGGAACUUAGCUUCACUCGCUGGCCCAUGGGUGUGUGUGAAUACUUGGUGCCGAAUCAGAGGCAGUUUAACCCUGAGGAGUGGGCUCAACGCACGAGAAGCGUCUACAACUGGAGCGAGCCACACAACAGUUUCCAUCCUGCAUCCUGGGAGCGGGUCGCUAACGAGGAGAUGUGGCAGGCCAGGAUGAAGACGGCUUUCUUUCUGUUUGACCUGGCAGAGAGAAUGCAGGGAGAGGGGAGAGCUCGCCUCUUUGAGCUGUCUUACACUCUGUAUAAGGAGAUUGUGGAGACCCACUCGCACUACCCUCCGAACUGGGACAAGAACUUGGCACUGGCCUGUGAGAGGUUGCUCCGCUCGGGUCACCGCGGCUACACUCCAGACAGCCUGCUGACCUGCAGUACCCGGCACUUCAGUCUCUACCUGGAGAAGGAACCCACAGAUCCCCAGGCGUCCGCCAUACGCUCGGCCAUUACUCAGCUGCUCAGAGAGAGAGAUGGACUCGGCCAGAGCUGAGAGCACAUCCAAUGAGGAGACCUGCGUGGAGCUGGAACACCUCAUAGACACAUAGACUUGGCCAAACUGGACCAACAAGUACUGCUCUCCUGUUAAUCUAGUUAUCUAGUUUGUUCUAGUAACAGAACAGAAGGAUGGAGGGAGAAGGACUGAGCCAUGCUUCCUUUAAUGACUGUUUUACAGUUAACUGGGGACAGAGCUUGACUUCAGGAAGCCUCGACUGACCCCAAUCAAGCUGUGCGUGCUCCCCCUAAACUCACCAUUCGAUUGCUUUAUCGUUGCAUCUCGUUCUUUUCCCCCCCCUCUCCUCUCUUCUGGUGAUUAUUUAGCCUCAGCUGCUGCUCUACUUCUCUUUUUCCACAUUAGGAUGGCGAGGCCAAGAUUGAGGGAAACCCAAUUUGGGGGCAGAAAUGGGGGAUUAGAGCCGUUGUUUAAUCUCGGACAGACUUGUGCUGUGCCACAGAGUCCUCACUACGCACUAACAACCCGACCCACCCGCCUGCUUGCCCACCCUUCAAUUCAUCCAUCAGUUUAUCUUAGAUGGUCCUUGAAAUGUUUUGUAACUAAUGGAUUCGAUGAGUGUUUUUUUUCUCUCUCUCUCUCUCUCUCUCUUCCUUCCUAACCAGAGGGCUAUAAUCCCCCAUGGAUUUAAAUGAAAUGUGAAAUGUCACAAUGCCAGGGACCCUUUUAGAGGUGUGUGUGUGUGUGUGUGUUUAUGUGUGCGCCCAUGCUUGCAUGUGUGUUGAUCUGUGUUUGCAUGUCUACAUGUGUGCGUGUGUGAACAUGCUUAAAUCUCCACCCGAGCCUUUUUCCUGCCAGAGCUGCUUUCAAACGUAGUCGAUAAACAGAUCGGGACACUGAAAAGCAAAGUGCUUUGAUCAUCAUGCACAGGAGAACCAAAUCAUGCACACUCCAGGGGCGCACGUUGACACGCACAACUGUCAGCUCUCAGGAAAAUGGACUCUUUGCCCUGUGUUUACCUGUAAGACAGUGAUGAUGCAAACUCGGCGUACGGACCAGAAGCGCUCGUCUUUGACGUGCCCUAGGGAUCACAAACCGUACGUUCACGUGAAUGCUGGUGCCGAUGCUAAUAAGCCUUGUGGCGUGAAAUGCGUCAAGCAGAGGUCAGCCCGGUGCGUCGCCGUAAGCUGCAUGAACCACCGCCUGAAGGAGCCGGCUGUCUGAGAUACCACUAGAGAGCAAAGGACAGCAAGUGCAUGUGUAGUUUUCUCAGAAUGUAAUCUGGCCUUUCUGUUUGCAGGCCUGGUUAGCAGCUGUCAGCUGGCUGGAUGAUGAGAUUCAACCUGCUGCAGCACAGAUGGUUUGGUUUUGUCAUAAAAAAAAAAGGGAAAACUGUAACUCUACCUUCUACAGAUUAAGAUAUUACAAUAAAGACUUAUUUUUAUAUAUUAUGGACCUCUUUCCACAGUAGACUCGGCCUUUUUGGGGAACAAAUAUCUAUCCACAAUAAAUCUCUAUAUAUUUGUUAAAUUGAA
Limanda limanda (common dab) is the source of this 3796-nucleotide messenger RNA. It is a transcript of the gene tmem260, whose product is annotated as transmembrane protein 260. The transcript has 16 exons. NCBI's taxonomy places the organism in Eukaryota, Metazoa, Chordata, Actinopteri, Pleuronectiformes, Pleuronectidae. Bases 252 to 2300 code for a protein of 682 amino acids. The record is from RefSeq and is a predicted model, not a curated record.